Molecule: messenger RNA, 1335 nt
Organism: Salmo salar (Atlantic salmon)
Lineage: Eukaryota; Metazoa; Chordata; Actinopteri; Salmoniformes; Salmonidae
Product: trafficking regulator of GLUT4 1
Cellular component (GO): membrane
Source: RefSeq, a predicted model, not a curated record
UUGCCUAACAGAUGAGACAGUUUGUCAAAAUUUGAUUUGUGUUCAAAUUCUUUGUGGGUUUGUGUAAUUUCAGCGAAAUAUGUGUCUCUUAUAUGGUCCUACAUUUGGCAGGAUGUUAGAAAGUGCAGCUCGGUUUACAUCGCUAACUAUCUCUCUGUCUCUGUCUCACUCUCUUUCCCAUACACAUUUUUAAUACUAAUCGUUUAGUCUUAGACACAGGCCUAGGAUAGUGAUCCACUUUAAUGUCUCUGGCGCAUGUAAAAAUUGUCAAAUUAGUUUGACGUGUUUUUAAACAUUGUUUUUGCUCUGUCGUGUUAUGUAGCCUAAUGCAGUGGUCCAGAGACUGAGGGGAUGCUGAUGGUUAUAGGGAGUGGUAAUACACACAAGGGGUUUCCAUUUGAAGCAGGGCGUGCACAAAAAGCAGGGCGUGCACAUACCAGUGAAGACUGGAGAACCGGGUGGAACUAGAGAGAUACAUCAAUAUCAUCACGCGUACAUUGGACAUAUUGGCAAGAUUCAAUUGCUUGGUUUUUUAGUGUACCAUUCAAUAACUUUGUAUUAAUAUUAGAUAUGUUAUUUUAUCAUAUCUAAUCAAAUUAAUGUGUUCAAAUGACUGUUAAUGCUGAUGACGACCGCCCAAAGGAGAGUUACUCAUCUGACACCCUGAUUUCAUCAAAGAAAAGCUCAUACAACGUUUAAUUCAAAAAGUGAUUUCCGACGCUUGUCUAGGAGGAAUAUAUAGAAAUUUGUAUCUAAAGAAUGGCUAUCAACACGGAUGCUGCGUUUGGUAAAAGCGCCCUGGGGGAGAGGGAAGUCUCACAUCCCACCGACUUCCAAGACACAGAGAAACUCCUGAGCGCCGUGACCACCGAACCCACCGGGGAAAGCAACCUCAAACCAUGCGACACAUCUCUCAACUUGAGAAGCAGCAUCCAUUCCCUGAAUGCCGAGCUGGACGGACAUCAAUCGCCAUUAAGGUCAGGCACCGCGACCAUGUCCCCGUCCCAGCUGAGCUUCGGACCCCCCCUCCUACUCCGCUCCCCGGUGCCACCCGGUUCAGAGCCGCCGAGCUACCUGUGGCUUGCGGUGUUGUCGUGCUUUUGUCUUGCUGUGCCGGUGAACAUGUUCGCGCUGUGGUAUGCUCACAUGUCGCAGUCUGUUCUCCAGACCGGGGAUGUAGAAGGAGCUAAGAGGCUGGGUCGUCUCUCUCUGCUGCUCAGCUGUAUCGCCAUGUUCCUGGGUGUGGCCGUCAUCAUCUUCAUAGUGGUCACAGGAGACAUCCUCAGAUUAAAAUAAAUGAGCAUUGAGUAGAGGUGGAACAAGCUUAAUACCAAA